AUGGAACUUGAAAAUAAAAUCAGGAACAUAACUGUACAGCAAGAGGAAAGCGACGGAUUAGAGACAGAAACUCUGGCCCAUCUAAAUCGAGACGACGAAAAAACACCGCAAAUACUAAAAGUUUGCAGAGAUGCCGAUGAUCUACCUCAAAUUAAAGAAAACCUAUCCAAAUUUCAAAAUCACAUAAAACACAAUGAAAAUUUAUAUCCGUUAACACAAAUCGAAAAGAACCGGUACUUUUCAUUGGACAUCUUGGCCCUCAUGAAUGACAAGAAAUUCCUGGAACAAUGGCCAAAUUUCAAAGAAAACCUCAUAUCUAAUGCAGAAUAUACUUUAAACUGCCUAAGUUUGGCCAUGUAUAAUUAUAUUUAUAAAAUUCAUAAAAACACUGAAAGCGUUGAAAAGAAAAUACCAACCAUAAGAGCAAGGAUAUUUAAUUUGGAACCAGUAAUCGAACUUAGAGAUAUCAAUGCAUCAUAUUUUGGGAAGUUAGUCUCGCUUAAAGGCACCGUAAUAAAAGCGGGCCCAACAGAAAUCAGAUGCACUCACAUGGCUUUUCAUUGUCCAUUAUGCAAUAGCACUCAGCUACUAAAGCAACAGGAUGGUUGCUACACACCAUUGGAAAAAUGUCAAAUAUGUCGGAGUAAAGGAAAAUUUGAGCCACUUUACAAAUCUUCGGAUACAAGAACUAUCGAUUGGCAAAGUAUUGGGAUACAGGAAAUUGAGUGUGAUUUAGCAAUAGUUCCUCAAGUAUUUGAGUGUGUGUUGACUGAGGAUUUAGUUAAAAGUUGUCUGCCAGGUGACGAUAUAACAAUCUAUGGUAUUAUUAAGGCGAAAGAUUCAAACGACAACAAAGGCAAAAAUAAGCAAAAUUCAAUAUUAAAUCUAUAUUUAAAAGCAGUGUCUGUUUAUAACAACAAAAAUAAAUGUGAUGGGCUUCAUUCUAGCUCUUGUGACCGAAUUACAUUUACGCCGCAGGACUAUUUAGCCAUAAAGCAAAUACAUGCCCAACCCAAUCUUUUCCGCUACUUAGUCCACUCAUUAUGCCCAACGAUCUACGGCCAUGAAAUCGUUAAAGCCGGUCUUUUAUUAGCUCUGUUCCGAGGUACCAAAUCCAGUACCUCACGAGCCGAAUCUCACGUACUAUUGAUGGGCGAUCCAGGCUUGGGCAAAAGUCAAAUGCUGAAAAGUUGUGCUAACGUAUCUCCUAGAGGCGUUUAUGUAUGUGGCAAUAUCAGUACUACUUCAGGAUUGACCGUGACAAUGACUAGAGAAUCUUGUGGGGAAUACUCUAUGGAAGCUGGGGCCCUUAUGAUCGCCGAUCAAGGCUGUUGUUGUAUUGACGAGUUUGAUAAAAUGCCAACACAACAUACUGUAGUUAUCAAUAAAGAUUUGUCUCAACAAGGAAUUAGACAUUGGUCUCACCCUCAUAAAGUAUGCAGCAUGGGAUUGUGUCUUCUCGAAGCUAUGGAACAACAAACUAUCAGUAUAGCAAAAGCAGGAGUUGUCUGUUGCCUCCACACAAAACCUACAAUUUUGGUAGCAGCAAAUCCCGUUGGAGGGCACUAUAACAAAUCGAAAACCAUAGGAGAAAAUUUGAAAAUUAGCUCCCCAAUGCUGUCGAGAUUUGAUUUGAUAUUUAUUUUACUGGAUCAGCCCAAUGAGAGCUUGGAUAAAUAUUUAUCAAAGCAUGUUUUAAGUGCUCAUUUGACAAACAAAAAACAAUAUACUCCUAAAGAAUUUAGAAUGGAUAAUGAUGAAGAUGAUUACGGGCUAAGAGAUAAGCUUAAACUUGAUGGUCAGCCAAUAGAGCCUCUACAGCAUACAGUUUUUCGAAAAUAUAUUGCUUACUCUCAAAAAUAUGUCAACCCUAGACUGUCUAAUGAAGCCAGAGAGAUUUUGAUAGAGUUUUAUGUUAGUUUAAGAAAGCAAUUUGCUACUGGAGAUUGUACGCCUGUCACUGUUAGGCAGCUUCAAUCAAUGAUAAGACUUACCCAGGCUAGAGCUAAACUUGAAUUACGUGAAGAAGCUUCAGAAGAUGAUGCCAAAGAUGUCAUAGAAAUUAUGAAGUAUAGUUUAAAGGAUGUUUUUACCAAUCAGGAUGGUGAAUUGGAUAAAAGUCGUUCUCAAAUGGGGUCAGGAAUGAGCUAUAAAAAUCUGGUGAUGAAACUUCUGGAUGUCCUUCAAAGUCAAUCAGAAAUCCAUUCCAAAUCGUUAUUCACGCUUCAAGAAAUCAGAGAAGCCAGCGAAAAUAUUGGUCUUGCAAAAGACAAAUUCUUUCGCACUCUAAGUUCGCUGAACAUGCAAGGUUUUUUGUUGAGUAAAGGCAGAGAUACAUACCAGUUGAAUUCGGCAUAUUUAUAGUGCAUUGAUAUUCUUUAUUGUAUUCUUUUGAUUAAGUUUUAUAUUGCAGCACUUUAUUUAUUGGGUUUUAUCUAUUGUUUCUGUCAUAUUUAAUUCUUUCAUUUGUAACUGAGUCUCGGUCCUUAAGUUUGAUUUCUUAUUUUUGUUACAACAGAAAAUAAAAUUAUUUUUUUACUGGA
Molecule: messenger RNA, 2543 nt
Organism: Ceutorhynchus assimilis (cabbage seed weevil)
Lineage: Eukaryota; Metazoa; Arthropoda; Insecta; Coleoptera; Curculionidae
Source: the annotation of a GenBank genome assembly